AUGGAGGGGUACCGCGGCACCGAGAGUGACAGGGCGUCUGAGACCUCGUCUUUCGUAGAGGAUGAAGAAGAAGAGGAGGAGGAAGAGGAGGAGGAAGAAGAAGAGGAGGAGGGGGAGGCUGUGGACCCAGAGGAGGCAGAGGAGCUGACUAACAGUUUAAAAGAUCUUAUCCAAAGUGAAGAUGUGAAACCCAAGCUGCAGUACAUCAUGACUAACCCUUCCUUUUCUAUGGUAACAGUUCAAAGUGAAGAUAGUGGGAUAACCUGGGAAACCAGCUCAAGCAGAUGUUCUACUCCCUGGGCCUCAGAAACUAGUACAACUUCUGAUCUUUACAGUAUGGAAAGUUCACCGGUAGGUUCUCCUCCAGGAAAAGUAAUCUUUAUUAUGGAUGAAGGUAAGAUUGUUCGGAAAAGGAAGCUCAAAGCUUCAAAUAGGGUGCCAAUGGCUACAAGCCUGAAGAGAGGCCAGAGCAAUAAAAAACGUGACUCUUCUGGAAUGCAGAGGCAAGAACCAAGAACUGUUCUAGGAGAUGUGCAGGCCUCGAUGUUGAAUGUUGAACAAGUGGAAACACAAGACACGGAUGAGGAAAUGCUGGAUGACAAAGAAGAUCUGGAGAACAUCACAGAAGAGACAGUAAAACGUGCUCCGAUAAGAUCAAUAUUUAGAGAGAGCAAACUGAGAAAAGUAGGGCCGAUCCUUGGAGGACCAGUACAAGCUAGAAUCCAGCUGUUCAACUCAAUUUUUGGUGGAACUGGGCCAGUCCCUGAAAUAUUAGAGAAAACCAUAAUCCAGAGAAGUAACUCAGUUUCAGGAGAUUCUGAACAGUUCCUUGAAACAUCAGUAAAAGAAAGAUUGCAGAAGUUCAGUUCACUUUCAGAAGCAACACAUCCAAAACCUCUCCAGAAAGCAAGAAGUAGAAAUAGGGAGCAAAGUCAACGACCCACAGCACAUGCAAAUCAAAGCUGUUCUUCAUCAACAACACCUCUUGAAAAACGGCUUACUAAUAAAGAUGAUGUUUCCUCUGAAAAUACUAAACCCCUUAAAAUGAAAGAUAAACCAAGCAGGUUUUCAAGCUUUGGUGCAGAAACGUCUCUUCAACAUGAAGAAAGAAAAGACAGACAAUCUCUUUUGGAGACUCCAGAUCAGGUAUCAGGACAUUCACUGAAGUCCUGGCCCCCUGAAGAAGCCAGGAAGCAGCAAAGCUACUCACCUGUGGUCAAAACAUCAAUAACAGAGCAAACAGCCUCCGUUUCAUUAGAGUCUGACGAUAAAACAGAGAAAAUAGCACCACUUCCUGCAUCUGAAAAUGCAAACAAUAAACCAGAUGAAUCCCUGAUGAGAGCAUCAGGUCAUCUAGAUGAACCAAAGGAGCAGAAAACUCAGCCCAAUUCUGCACCACAGUCUGUUUCAGCAAAUUUUGUUAAUCACUUAGAUAGACAAAAUACCCAGCCAAUUUUGCCUACAGCAUCUGUGUCAGAACAUCCUGAGAAGGAAGCACAGAAGUCAGCAGUUCAGUCUUACUUACCUAGUUCUCCAUCAGCUAAAUCCAAAUAUUCCGCUCUGUCUGAAACAAGACAGGAGGAUGUUCUUCCUCAGUCAUCAGAAACUGCACAAUCUGAGUCUGAAAAUGUGCUUUUACCACAUUCUGUAGAUGAAACAGAGAAGCAAGAAACUGAGUGUCAUUCGUCAACAGCUGCACUGUCAGAAACUGAGCCUUCAGGUCUAUUGUAUUCUUCUAAAAAAAAAGAGGGUCAAAAGACCCCACCACCAGAAACCCAAAAUGUUCACUUAGAAAAGCAAACAAAGUCCAAACAAGACUUUUCCUCCUCCCUUCAGGAAACAGUGGAGCAAGGAAUACAGCUAAAUUCACCUAUCCCUGAAAAACUAGAUUCUAAAUAUUUUGGCAUUUCAUAUCCUAUUGACAGAGAAACAGAAGAAACUCAGAAAACUCCAACUAUAAAUAAAGCAGUAGAUUUGAGUGACCUUGAUUUUUGCACUGAAAAAAACAAACAAGCAGAGAGUGUGCAAAUGGAGAUGGAGCAUCCAGAUUUCCAUUAUUCCAGCGAAGAAAUAGAGGAAUUGGAGAGAACACAGAUGGAGGCAGAGUAUCCAGACUUCUCUCUUUCCAAGGAAGUAACAGAGGAAUUGGAGACUGCACAGCUGGAGGUGGAACAUCUGGACUUUUCCAGGGAAGAAAUGGAGGAAUCUGAAAGUGCACAGCUGGAGACAGAGCAUCCAGAUUUCUUAUAUUCCAGAGAAGAAAUAGAGGAAUCAGAGAGUGCAAAACUGGAGGCAGAAUAUCCAGAACUGCUCUUUUCCACAAAAGAAACAGAGGAAUCUGACAAUGUACAGCUGGAGGUGGAGCAUCUAGAUUUCUUGUAUUCCAAGGAAGAAACAAAAGAAUUGGAGAGUGCCCACCUGGAGCCAAAGCAGCCAAACUUACUGUAUUCCAUGGAACAAACAGAGGAACUGGACAGUUCACAACUGGAGGCAGAGCAUCCAGAAUUUUUUUUUAAGAAAGAAACAGAAGAAUCAGGGAGUGCACAGCUGGAGAUGGAGCACCCAGACUUUUCUUUUCCUGGGGAAGAAAUGGAGGAAUCUGAAACUGCACAGCUGGAGGAAUGUCAUCCAGACUUUUCUUUAUCAAAAGAAGAAGUGGAGGAAUCAGAAAGUGCACAGCUGGAAACGAAAAAUCAGAUUUUAUUUUCCACAAAAGAAGCAGAAAACGAAAAAUCUGUUCCUUUUGAACUGGAACAGCUAGAGUCUUAUUCCCCUGAAGAAGCAGAGCAAGAAGAAACAGCACAACUUGUGCUGAUACCUUCAGAUUUGCCAUGUUUGAUGGAAGAAGCAGAGAAAGAAAACAUUACAGAACUCCAGUUGGUACAUCCAGAUAUAUUUGAUUCCACCAGAAGAGCUGAGACACAGCAAACAGGGUAUCUGGAAACACAUUCAGAUUUACCAUAUCCCAUGAAUAAAACAAAGCAGCAAAAAAUGGCACAGGCAGAUUUGGACAAUUCUCUUAGGUCAUAUUUUGCUGACAAAGGAGAACAGCUGCAGCCUGUACAGCAGGAUUCACAACCUGGAGGUAAGCUGGAUUCCCAUGCAAAGGGAAUGCAAGGAGAAAUUAUUCAACUGCAGUCAGAGCAUCCAGUUUUAUCAUAUUCUAUGGGAAAAGAACAGCAACAUAAAAUCUCACAGCUGAGGGCAGAACACCCAGAGACAUCAUAUUCCACUGGCAAAACAGAACAAUGGGAAAUAUUGCAACCGAAGUUGGAACAAGCAGAUUCACCAUAUUCCCAGGGAGAAGCAGCACAAGAUGCUGCACAAAUAGACUUAGUAGGUCCAGAGCCAUCAUGUUUCAUUAGUGAAGCAGAGAAAUAUGAAAAUGUACAACUAGCUUCAGAAGAUAAGGAUUUCUCAUUUACCAUUGGAGAAGAAAGACAAAAAGUAGUGGAGUCGGGAUCUUUGGGGUCCUCACAGUCGAUUGACAGAGCAAAGACCCGGGAAAUGGCGAAAAUGGAGCAGGAGCAGUUCCUUCCCUCCUGUUCCACUGCUGGUAAUCAGCAACAGGAAACACCACCACUGGAUGUGGCCCCGACAGGUAUAUUAUACUCCUUUAGCAGAAUGGAGAAACAAUAUAUAGCACAGAAAGAGCUGGAACAGCAGGAAACAACCCAACAAAAAACUAUGCAAGUGGAAAUGGAGUAUUCAGAUUUGUCAGAAACCUGGAGUAAAGAAGAGCCACAGGUCAUACAUCAAACUAAUUUGUCACAGCAAGAAAUAGCUAAACCAGAAACAGUGCAUCCAUCUUUGCUGUGUUCUUUCAGUGAACAAAUACCAGAAGAAAUGCAAGCAGAGCCAGAACAGACGUCUUAUGUAAGUACAGAAAUGCAGGAGGAAAUGACACAACACAAAUCAGAGCAAUCAAUUCUCUCCUGUUUUACUGGCAAAGCAGAGAAACCAGAAGUAUCACAUCCAGAGCCAGAACAAACAUUUUUGCCAUCUUCCAGUGGAAAAGAAGCUCCACUGGAAAUGGAAAUGAGUUCAGAAAAUCCACAUUUGCCCUAUUUCUUUCAUGAAGCUGAACAACAAAAAAAGUUGAAACAUCCAACCUUACCGUUUCAUUCGAAACAAGAAGAAACUGCACCGCUGAUGAUGGAACAUCCAGAUUUUUCAUGCAACAGUGGUGAAGCAGAACCAAACAACAUCACAGAGCAAGAGUCAGGACAUCCAGAGCUCUCAUGCUCCAUGGGAGAAGCACAACGACAAUCAGAACCUUUGGAUUCACCAGGGACCCUUGGCAAAGCAGCACAAGAUGAAAGUAUGGAAGUGGAAUUUAAAUGCCCAAAUUUGUCAUGCUCUGAUGGCAAAAGAAACCAGCAAGAAACUUCACAAUUGGAUUCAAAAUAUCCAGAUUUAUCACUUUCCUUUGGUGUGGCCAAAGGACAAGCAACUCAAGAGUUUGAACCUAAACAUCAAGAAUUGCCUAAAUUGGCUAGAAAAAGAGCUUCUCCAGAAACUGCACAAAUACAGUCAAAACAUCUAGAUUUUACACAUUCCCCUGGCAAAACAAGUGAGCCAGAAAUUGCAAUACAAGAAAUGAAGCAUCCUGAUGCAGUGGAAUUCUCACAUACUGCUGAUGAGACAAAGCAACAAGAAGUAGUGCUGUUGGAUCAGAAACACCAAAAAAUUUCUGUUGACAGAGAAAAGCAGGAGCAAAUCACAAAAUGGCAGCUAGAGCAAGAAAAGUUAUCACAUUCUCCUGGUAAAACAAAGCAAUUAAAACAUAGCAAAGAGGACUUGGAACAACCAGAUGUAUCAUUUUUCACUGAUGAGCUGGAUGAUGAAAUGGCCCCACUAGAGUCAGAGCACCCUGACACGACACAUCCUCUGGACAGCACAGAGGUGCGACAAACAGUACGACAAGAAACAGAGCAAACUUACCCCUUUGGAAAAGCAGAACAGAAAACAGUUCAGCCAGAGGUAGAAAUUCCACAUUUGGCCCAUUCUGUGGGUACAGCAGCAGCAGAAGAAGAAAUGGCAGAGCCAGGGCAGGGACAUCCUGACUUUUCUCAUUCUGUUUUCAAAGCAGGACUGCAAACUGUACAGCAGAAACCCAAACACCCUGAUCUAGCAUGUUCCCUUAACGAAGUGCAGAAGAUGACCCGGCUGGGGUUGGAAGAUCCAGAUGGGUUGUAUGUUCAUGAGAAAACAGAGCAGUUCCCACCUGCCCAGCUGGAGUUGGGCCACACAGACUUGGCAUUCCCUGCUGACGGAGUGGGGCAGCGAGGCGGGGAGCACACAGCCUUGGGACGCCCUGAUGAGGGAUGGUCUGUCAGCAGAACAGAAGAGCACCCACAAGCUGCAAAAGAAAAGACAGGAGCUCCAUCGCAUAGCGGAAAAGCGGAGCAAAGAGAAAUGGCAAAACCAGAGCCAAAGCAUCAUGAUUUAUCAUAUUCUAUUGAUGAAACACAAACACAAGAAACUACACAACUGGUGAUAGGAAAACCAGAUCUAUCAUCUUGGACUGGCAAAACAGAAGGAGCACAAACUGCUCAAGAGGAUCUGCCAGGCUGCUUACAUUCUUUCAAAAAACCUGCACAAGACAAGAAAGCACAGCCUGAAUUGGGACAUUCAGAGUUACCUUAUUCUGUUAGUGAAGCAGAACAAGAAACUGCACAUGUGAAAUCAAACUGUUCAGAUUUAUUGGCUGACAGAUUAGAACAACAUGGAAUCAUACAACCAGAGGCGGAAAUAACAGAUUUAUCAUGUUCAAUUGGUGAAACACAGCAACUUCAAACUGUUGCAGUGGAUUUGGAGUAUCCAGGUUUAUUGCAUUCCACUGGCACAGUACAGCAACAAGAAAAGAUUCAAUCAGAACAGGAACAGCCAGGUGAUUUUUCAUCAUCUCUCAGCAAAGAGCAGCAAUGGAAAGGCACAGGAAUGCAGGCAGAACACCCUGAGCUACAGUGCUCUAUGGGGAAAACCAAAGGACUGCAACAUUCCCAAGCAAAAUCAAAAUGUGCAGAUUUGUCAUUCUCUGUUGGCACAGCAGAACCUCGUAAAGCAACACAUCCAGAGUUGAAAGAACAUGAUUUGUUCCAUUCUUUUGUCAAAACAAAGUCACCAUGGGCUGCCCCACUGGAGUCUGAACAUCCAGGCAUCUCGGAUGCCAUGGGCAAAGUACCACACCCUGAUUUGUCCUCUUCUGUUAGUGAAGAAAAACAAACUGCACAACUGGAGGUCAAAGAGGAGAGGGGAAAUUAUACAUUAUACCCAGAGGAAACAGUACGAUUGAAAUUGGAACAGCCAAUGUUUUCAAGUUCUUGUAGCACAGUAGAGCAACCAAAUAGGGGCCCGCUGAAGGGGGAAUUCCCAGACUUCUUGUAUUCACUUGCCAAAACAGAAAAACAGGAAACUGCACAAUCAGGGUUCGUGCCUUCUGAUUUUUCAUAUUCCACAGGAAGAGCAGAGCAGUUGCAACUAGAACGACUAAAAUCAGAACAUCCAGAUUUGUCAUACUCUCUUGGCAAAGAAGAGACUCAUGGAAUUAAACCACCAGAUUUAUUGUACUCUUAUGGCAAAGCAGAGCAACCACAGACUGCCCAGCUGGAGCACCCAAAGACAUCAUAUUUCAUGGGUGAAACAAGGUGGAAGGAUGGGGCUCAACCUGAACAGCAAUGCAUUAAUUUGCAGUAUGCUAUUGUUGAAACAGAGCAACCAGAAAUACCCUCUGUAUCACAUACAUUUGGCAGAAUCAAGGAGCAGGGAACUGCACAACUGAACUUUGAACAAUCAGAUUUAUUAAAUCCUACUGACAAAGCAGAAAAGCAUGAAACAGCCUCACUGAGAACAGGACAUUCAGAGAAUAGAGUUACUGGGGCUACUUCAUCUCAAAUUGCUCAGCUGGAAACCAAACAAGAUUUAUCUUUUUUCACUGAAGAAGCAGAGAGCCAAAAAAUUCAAGCAUAUUCAUGUCCUCCUGAACAAACAGUGCCUGUACCUUUGGGUGUUUCACAUUCUGUCUCUGAAACAAAACCAGAAGGAAGUCCAAAGUCCUCACCUGUAACUGGAGGCCUGUCCCCCAAGCACUUGGAUUUAUCUUACACUCAGUGUAAAACACAGCAGUCAGAAACUGCCCAGCCUGAGUCAGGUUUCUUCUUUGCAAGAAAAGAAGCAGAGAAUACAAAAAAACAUUUACAUUUGCCUGAGGCUGCACAGUCAGAGGCUGAACAUGUAAUUUUACCUGAAACAGAGAGAGAACAGAGUCCACAUUACUUCCAUACAACUGUACAAUUAGAAUCUGAACAAUUAACAGAUAAAGCUCUAGAAAGUCAAGAUUAUUUAACUUUACCUCCCAAACUGGAGUCUGAACCUUCAGUUCCAUUUUAUUCAGCUGAUGAAACACAUCAGCAAGAAUUUCCACUUUAUUUGAAGCCAGGCUCUGAGUAUUUGGUUCCCACACGGUCCCUUGCUGAACAAGAAAAGCAAAGCAUGCAGUCACUUAUUCCCCAGUCUGAACAAUCAGAGUGUAAACAUGUAAUUCCACCACAUGAUGAAGAAGAAUUGCAAAAAAUUCAGCUCCAUUCACCUAAAACAAGCUUGAAGACAGUGCAGUUGGAGAGUAUGUCUCUAAUGCACAUACAAGACCAAGAUGAGCAAAAAUCUCAAGAUCAUUUGUUGGACACAAACUAUUUGUCAUCAGAGCAGCUAAGAAGUACACCCAAAUUCACUACUGAGCAAAAUAAGCAAGAAAUUCAACCUAAUGUGCAGACAGUGUUAAGGUCGGUGACCACAGAGUCUGAGGUGACUGCUGCAACAGACCAGCAAGUGGUGUCAUCAGAUUCGUUUGUACCAUUUCAUACAUUACCUGAAAAGCUCGUGUCAGUGGCUUUCACUGAUGAUGAAGAGAAACAAAGUAUUCCAUCCUCUUUAUCUGACAUAGUAGGCAUGCUUGGGAAGCAAUCUAACAUAGUUUCAGGCAUUUAUACUGAAGGAGAGGAUAGAUGUGGAAAGCAACAAGAUUUUGCAGACCAAAAGCAUACAUCCUUAGAGCAUCUGGGAGCUGUUUCAUCAGGUCUUGUUUAUGAAACUGUGACACACAAACCUCAACAGGGCAGCUGCUCUUUGGGAGAGAUGCAGUCUGCUAGCUCUAGUUCUGAUGAAAAGCAGAAUCCAGAUAUUCCAUCUUUUGGGCUAGCUAGCUGGCUGGCAGAAGAGGUGAGAGCUCAUUCAAUUAGUCCAAUAAGAGCUGCAGAAGUAGACAGGCAAGGAAUUCAGCUUUCUCCAAAGGAAGCUUCUGAUUUUGGAUCAAAACAAUUCCCAGCUGGAAGUUGCACAGAGCUUACAGUUCACGGUGCUACAAAGAAUAGAGGACAUAUAUUUAGAGUUUCUGAUUCAGUGUCAAGUGAAAUUUCCCACAGAACAUCCUCAGACACUAGUCACAGAACACAAAGUAAUGAUUUACCAUCUCUGGUAGGAGAUAAUCCAGGUCCACACAAUGUUCCAGAGCAGGAAAACAGCAUUGGAAACCCUACAAAAAUGGACACAAUGCAACAUCCAGAGGUAGACAAACUUUCUGAAGCACCUGAACAUUAUCUGAGAGAAGAGGAAGAAAUGGAACAUGAAAGCACUGUAGAAGAGAGUCAGCAUGCUCCAGAGACUACUGAACAAAAAGAUCUAUUUAAUAUAAUUUCAGAAGGUUAUGAAAUACUCAAUAUUCAUGCUCCAACUCAUAUUUUUUCUGUUGAUCAAGAAGAAAGUGAACACAUGCCAGAUAAAUUAGAAUACUUGGAAACAGAUCCUUCAUUUAAAAGAAAAUUAGCUGAUGAUGGCCAUAGACCCCUAGCUUCUGGAACAACCACAGAAAUUUCAGAAAGCUUUGUGUUGGAAAAGCCUGCAAGCCAUGAACUAGAAGAUUUGGUCAAAAAUUAUGAUGUUGAGGAAACUGGAGGAACACAACAAGAAAAUCCCACGUUGCCAGAAAACAAUAAUAAUGCAAUGUUGUAUCCUAAUAAUGGUAUGGCCGAUAUGGAUUAUUUUGAAAAAUAUACAUUAAUUGAUGACAAGACCCCAGUUAAGCCACAUUUUGAAAGACCAAGUUCAUUGUUUCCUGUGACAGAAGAUCCCAGUGAAAAUGAACCUGUGGAAGAAGCCACAUCUUUUAAAGAAAGUGCUGAGGUAGAUACUUUGGAAGAAGAAUUUUCCUUACUUGAGGAUCUAGAUGAAGUCUUUUACGGUACUGUGAGAGGAGAAAGCAAAAUGCAGUCCUAUGCAGAUGCUCCAAAACCUUUACCUCUGCAGAAAUCAAUUGAUACUAGCAGUAAAAAGGUUACAAAUGUAGAAGAUGAACGGAAGUCACCAGGGACCCCACUCUUUGAUUCAGAAGAAGGUGUACUAGAACGAUCUCUGUUGUUCCCUACCACAGUUGCUGCAGUUAAUCCAGAGCUUCUAGAGGAGCCACCUGCUCUGUCAUUUUUAUACAAAGACCUCUAUGCAGAAGCAGUAGGUGAAAAGACAAAGGAUGAGACACCCUCUGAUGAGGAAAGCGGUAAUUCUAAUGCAUCUUUCCCCAGUAGAAAUUCAGACACAGAUGAUGGAACAGGAAUAUAUUUUGAAAAAUACAUUCUUAAAGAUGAAAUUCCAAGUAAGGGCAUAUGCCCUCAAAAAGAUCAGAUAUCAGAAGGUGAGUCCUUUAGUGGAAGAAUUUCAGUUCAGAGUUCAGAGGACAAACACAAGAAGGGGACUGGUGAUAUUCAACAUGUCAGAACUGAGAUUCUGCCAGAAAAGGGUGCUGUGGAGAGAGAGAAAGUCCAGGUUGACAGUGACAUUCAAGCAACAAUUUGUAAACCAAUGCAUGCCAUUCCUUUUGGAAGCAAAGUAAUUCUUUCAGGUGCAAGAACUGAUACCACUGAACAAAGAGAAGAAGAAAAUGUACCUGUAGAAACAACUGAGGAGUUGCCAGAGCAAUCAAGUCAUCAGGCAUAUAGUCAACUAGUGGAUUAUCAGGGAGCUGCAUAUCAAGAAGCUGGUAAUAAGCAGGAAGAACAGCAUGACAUAACAGGAGUUCCUCAAAUGGAAAAAUAUGUCCCAUAUGUCAGGACUCCUGUUGAAGACAGUGAAGAUGAUCCGUAUACUCAGGAAAAUCUUUCCUGUGUUCCUACCAUUCAGCAAACAGAGAAGCCAGACUGGCAAAGAGAGGAGCAGCACCCUGAUGUUUAUGAAGAUCUCGCUGAGUCAAUGGACUAUGAUGUGAUUACACAAGAAGAACUUUUGCAAGAUGAAAUAUCAUCUCAAUUAACACAGGAGGAGCUAUUAUUUGAAGACAGAGACUCUUUUGAGCAUGCUGGUGAUAGUUAUGAAUUUGUUAAUGAGCCAGAGCAAAGAACACCUGUUGAGCUUGAAGAUGCAGGUUUUGUGCUGAUGUAUCCUGAAAAAUCAGCAACAAACAUUCCUCAAGUUGAGACACCACAAAGAGAACUGAAGAAAGCACAAGCAGACACGUACUGUUACCACUGCAAAUGCCCAAUAUCUGCUAUUGACAAGCUUUUUGGAGAACAUAAAGACCAUGAAGUCACAACACUAGAAGAUGCUGCAACCAAGAUGAAGGAUCGGUUAAGUGAAUUGCUAAUAGCAAUGGAAGAAAAGUCAAUGAAGAUUGAAGAAUUUGUGAGUGAUAUUGAAUCACUAUUUAAUUCUGUUGAGGAAAACUGUAAGAAAAAUGCAGAGUUAUUGGAAAAGCAGAAUGAAGAGAUGCUUAAGAAAGUGGUAGCACAAUAUGAUGAGAAAUCAGAGAACUUUGAGGAAGUGAAAAAGAUGAAGAUGGAGUACCUGUAUGAGCAGAUGGUUAACUUUCAGCAAACUGUUGAUUCAGCAAAGGAAACUCUCGAGACAACAGUAAAAGAAAUGGAAGAACUCGAUGGAUUUGUUUUCCUAAAUUCAUCUAAAGAGUUGAAUAAAAGGUUACUUUCUGCAAUGGAUACUACCCUUUCUUUAGAAAAGGUGCCCAGUGCUUUUUCACUGUUUGAACACUACGCAGACAGUCCAGGACAAAGCAACCAGCAUUCCUUAAAACAUGUGGCUGUCCCACAGACACCAACUGUGGUACCUCAGGAACCAGACUCAGCCACCAGCACCUCCAUUGCUGUCUACUGGGCUGUGAACGAUGGGGAUGCCAUUGACUGCUUCCAGGUCUACUGUAUGGAGGAGCUGCAAGGCAGCAAAGAUGCAGGGGCUGUGGUGGAAGAGUACAGAGUGACGGUGAAGGAGAGCCACUGCAUUUUGGAGGACCUGGAGCCAGAUCGCUGCUACAGUGUGUGGGUCAUGGCUGUGAAUGGCACAGGCUGUAGCUUACCCAGUGAAAAAGCCAUUUUUAAAACGGCACCCGCCAUCCCCACCAUCAAGGCCGAGGACUGCACGGUGUGUUGGGACACGGCCACUGUCCGCUGGCGUGCCGGCUCGGCGUUGGCGGAGUCCUUCACCCUGGAGUACUGCCGGCAGCACUCGCCGGAAGGAGAAGGUCUCAGAUCUUUUGCUGGUAUAAAGAGACCUGAACUGGAAGUAUCCCUGGAGCCCAAUGUGAACUAUUUCUUCUACCUGAGAGCUGUCAACCCAUUUGGGACAAGUGAACAAAGUGAAGCAGCUCUCAUCUCAACUAAAGGAACUCGAUUUCACCUGCUGAGCAACACAGCCCAUCCUGCUUUGCAAAUCUCCUCCAAUGCAACAGUGAUCCGCCUUCCCGAGAAAACCAAAUUCACUGGGUUUCCUUCAGUCCUGGGUGAACUGCUGCCUGCUCGGGGAUGUCAUUACUGGGAAAUUGUUGUCUCUGCCUGUAGAAGCUACAGGAUUGGGAUCUGCUAUGAGGCAAUAUCACAGAGCAGCAUCCUGGGGCUGAGUGAUACCUCCUGGUGCAUGUGGUGCUGUCUUACACAAACCAGCUUUCUUUACAGAUUUCUUCAUACUGGUGUGAUGAGUGAUGUCUGUGUGACAGAACACGUGGCCAGGAUUGGCAUCCUGUUGGAUUACAGUGGUGGCAGACUCUUGUUCUUCAAUGCAGAGAGAGGACUGGUGCUGUUCACUAUCAGGCACAAAUUCACUGAUGCUGCUCACCCAGCCUUUGCCCUGGAGAAGGCUGGAUCACUUACCCUGCGCACAGGCAUGGAGCUGCCGGAGUUCGUGAAGCACAGUUAAUCCCCUGUUUCACGCUACCAGGAAAACUGGCAAUUACAGCGUCAGGCGACAGGGUGGGGAAGGGGGGAUAUCAGGGAGGGAUGUCUAGUCUUCACCGAUGAAUGCCACACACACAGCUCUCCCCCCAUGUCAUCAGUAACUGUAGUUAGUGCUCAGCCAUGUAAUCACCCUGAACCUAGAGAGAAAAUGAACUCCUUCGGAUAGAGCAUGCACCUAGUGAUAUACACAGAAGUACUUUUGAGGGGAAAAAAAGAUUUUGUUAGAUAGGAACAUCAAGGGGGGGCGGAAAUGUACUUUCCCUGUGAAAAUAAUGACAGUGAUAGCUGUCUUUUUAAAGUUGAUGAUGAACCUGUGUAUAAAAUAAAUGCAUCUCUCACUGCAAUACUUGAAAGC
Tyto alba (common barn owl) is the source of this 12582-nucleotide messenger RNA. RefSeq names its product cardiomyopathy associated 5 (gene CMYA5). The transcript has 14 exons. The record is from RefSeq and is a predicted model, not a curated record. Gene Ontology annotation, molecular function: protein binding. The coding region runs from base 1 to 12189 and encodes 4062 amino acids. NCBI's taxonomy places the organism in Eukaryota, Metazoa, Chordata, Aves, Strigiformes, Tytonidae.